Molecule: messenger RNA, 1094 nt
Organism: Phragmites australis (common reed)
Lineage: Eukaryota; Viridiplantae; Streptophyta; Magnoliopsida; Poales; Poaceae
Product: proteasome subunit beta type-6-like
Exons: 8
Coding region: 136-870 (244 amino acids)
Cellular component (GO): proteasome core complex
Molecular function (GO): threonine-type endopeptidase activity
Source: RefSeq, a predicted model, not a curated record
GCAGGGGAGGCCAGACCCUGAUACGAUACACGCCUCUCCCCCGAUCCCCUCUCGCUCUGUUGAAUCGAACCAGACCACCGCCUCGCCGACUCGCCGCUAGGGUUUUGCCGCAGUAGCCGCUCUCGCCGCCCCGCCAUGGACGCCGCUCUCACGGGCUCCUCCGCCGCCGGCGAUGCCCCCACCACCGGGGAGCACCGGAUGGGUACCACCAUCGUCGGGGUCUGCUACGACGGCGGCGUCGUCCUCGGUGCCGACUCCAGGACCAGCACCGGAAUGUAUGUCGCGAACCGUGCAUCAGACAAGAUUACUCAGUUGACAGAUAAUGUGUAUGUCUGCCGCUCUGGAUCUGCUGCUGAUACACAAGUCAUUUCGGACUAUGUGCGUUAUUUCCUCCACCAGCACACAAUUCAGCUUGGGCAACCGGCUACCGUGAAAGUUUCAGCCAACUUAAUUAGGUUGCUAGCUUAUCAGAACAAGAGCAUGUUACAAGCUGGAAUGAUAAUUGGAGGAUGGGAUAAAUAUGAGGGAGGCCAAAUUUUCUCAGUCCCUCUUGGUGGAACAAUUCUGAGGCAACCGUUUGCAAUUGGAGGUUCUGGUUCCAGUUACCUGUAUGCAUUGCUUGAUCAUGAGUGGAGAGAGGGAAUGACACAGGAUGAAGCAGAGAAGUUCGUGAUGAAGGUGGUUUCCCUUGCUAUAGCCCGUGAUGGUGCAAGUGGUGGAGUUGUUCGCACAGUUACUAUAAAUGCUGAUGGUGUUAAGAGGAGCUUUUAUCCUGGUGACAAGCUACCACUGUGGCACGAAGAGCUGGAGCCCCAGAACUCGUUGCUUGAUAUACUCGCUGCUGGGAACCCUGAUCCGAUGGUGCAUUGAAUUUGCCCUCCAGCCGUGCACUUUCCUUUAUGAACUUUCUGCUGUAUCUGACUUGUUCUAGAUUUCAACUGAAGAAUGGAUACAACUCCUGCUGAAUUAUCGUACCACGUAUUUCUUAUUAUCAUUACACCUUAGUAAAUUCCUGUUUACCAGAACGAUUGGUGUUCCUGUUUCGUGGUAAUGCUUUGUGAUGUUAAUGCGAUGAGAAUUCGAUCUUGUGAUUA